Molecule: messenger RNA, 575 nt
Organism: Nothobranchius furzeri (turquoise killifish)
Lineage: Eukaryota; Metazoa; Chordata; Actinopteri; Cyprinodontiformes; Nothobranchiidae
Source: RefSeq, a predicted model, not a curated record
GUCACAAGUUUCUUGUGGGUCGUUCUCAUAUAACCCUCUACCGUCCUGGGUCAAGCGGUUGCCUAGCAACGCGACAGCGACUCUGUUUCCUAGUAUGCUAAGCUAAUAUUUAAACUUGUGUUUGCGUCGUUUUAAACGUCUGUGAACGCGUUUGCUUUUAUAAAAUGGAGUUGCCGCUUCAAGAGUAUGAAAUAGAAAACUUACUGUUAUGGCUGGACAAGAUUCCGCUGUCCAGACCAAAGAGAAACUUGAGGAGGGACUUCAGCGAUGGAGUAUUGAUGGCUGAGGUGGUUAAACAUUUUUUCCCUAAGUAUGUUGAGCUGAACAGCCUGGUGGUUUCCUCCAACUCUAAAGCUGGAAAGAUGGGGAACUGGAACCUCCUCAACAGGAAAGUGUUUCCAAAGCUGGAUUUUCAUGUCCCUGAGGGAAUGUUGAGCAGGAUUGUGUUGAGCUCUCCUGGUGCGAUCGAGCCAGUUCUGAAAACUCUCAGGGAGAAAAUAGAAAAAAAACUAGCUGACAUCGAAAGUAAAAAACUAAGUUUGGAAGUGUUGGACACCAGAAACCUGGAACUGACU